Molecule: messenger RNA, 2490 nt
Organism: Microcebus murinus (gray mouse lemur)
Lineage: Eukaryota; Metazoa; Chordata; Mammalia; Primates; Cheirogaleidae
Gene: PRSS8
Product: serine protease 8
Biological process (GO): positive regulation of sodium ion transport; proteolysis
Molecular function (GO): serine-type endopeptidase activity
Source: RefSeq, a predicted model, not a curated record
AGGUCUCUACGGGACCAGGUCGUGCCCGACCGGAGGCACGUUUACACUGCUAGCUUCCGAGACUUCAAGCGUCUCCUCCAGCUCCCCCGCCUCCCCGUGGCUGCUCCCUGCCUUAGAAGCCAGGCUUGGACACCUACUUCCCCUUCCCAGCCAGAUUCUGGGAUCCCUUUCCUUGGAGCCGGCACACCUGGAUCCUUCCUUCGAAACCAGCGCUAGGAUCCUUUCCCUUGUGUGCCCUGUGUGUCUCCCCCGGGGGGGCCUCGUCCUGGGCCAUGGCCCAGAGCGCGGGCCUGGGGCCUGGGCAGCUGGAGGCUGUGAUCAUUCUGCUCUGUCUUGGAUUAUUCCGGUCAUGGACAGGAGCUGAUGGGGCCGAAGCCCUUUGUGGUGUGGUCCCCCAAGCACGCAUCGCAGGUGGCAGCAGCGCAACCCCUGGUCAGUGGCCUUGGCAGGUCAGCAUCACCUAUGAUGGCAGCCACGUGUGUGGUGGUUCUCUCGUGUCUGAGCAGUGGGUGCUGUCGGCUGCUCACUGCUUCCCCAGAGACCACCGCAAGGAAGACUACGAGGUAAAGCUGGGUGCCCACUGCCUGGAUAUCUACUCCAAGGACGCCAAUGUCAGCACCGUGGCAGAGGUCAUCGUCCACCCUAGCUACCGUGAGGAGGGCUCUGAGGGUGACAUCGCACUCCUCCGUCUUGGCAGUUCUGUCACCUUCUCCCGCUAUAUCCGGCCCAUCUGCCUCCCUGCAGCCAACGUCUCCUUCCCUAAUGGCCUUCAUUGUACUGUCACUGGAUGGGGCCACACGGCCCCCUCAGCCAGCCUCCCGAACCCCAGGCCACUGCAGCAGCUCGAGGUGCCACUGAUCAGCCGCGAGACCUGUAACUGCCUGUACAACAUCAACGCCAACCCCGAGGAGCCCCACUUUAUCCAGCAGGACAUGGUGUGUGCGGGCUACGUGGAGGGUGGCAAGGAUGCCUGCCAGGGGGACUCUGGGGGCCCACUCUCCUGCCCUGUGGAGGGCGUCUGGUACCUGGCAGGCAUUGUGAGCUGGGGUGAUGCCUGUGGGGCCCCCAACAGGCCUGGUGUGUACACUUUGACCUCCAGCUAUGCCUCCUGGAUCCAAUACCAUGCGAAAGAACUCCAGCCUCAUGCGGUGCCUCAAAUCCAGGAGUCCCAGCCUGAUGGCGACCUCUGCAAUGAGUCUCUGACCUUCAGCUCUGCCCAGGCCCGGGGCUUGCUGGGGCCCAUCCUUCUGCUGCCUCUGGUCUUGGCCCUGGGCCUCUUCUGCCCAUAGCACAAGCACUGAGCUACUCACCCCGGAAGCUGCCCCUACUGCCAAGACUGAUACGUCAUACCCAAGGACAUGUGGCUGUUCUCAGGAAGGGAGCUGGCCCCUCCCUGAUACCCUCUGCACUUGGGCCCUGGUGAGCCACUCCUUCCUUCCUGGACUCUGUGGGAGGCUAGGGCACCAUCCUGACCUUUAAGCCUAUUCCUCUGGGUUUACUGUUGUGACUGUAACCCACAGUCCAAGUUUUACUGCCUGUGGUGCUGGCCAGAACCUAUGGCCACCUCCACCUGCUGUCCACAAGCCUACUAGGUAGGCUCCUAUAGAGUGCCCAAGGACCUCUGGCUAUAGAAAUGAGCCCUGGGUCCCACCUAUUUCCAGAAGACUGGACACCUGCCCAGCUGACUGUUGCUCCAGUGCCCCACCCACCCUGCCUAACUAGGCCUGCACUUUGCCCUCUCUUCCUUGUUUCUGGGCUCAGGCUGCCUUUGGGCAACUUCUUUUCAAGGACAAGAAUGGCCUUAGUCUUGCCUCAUUGGCUGCUAAGCCCCCCUAAGCCCUGACUCUCAGAAUCCAGAGGACUGAGCCCCCGCUGGAACCGGGCUGGGGCCUGGAUCUGGAGUGAGUGACAGAAGGAACAAGAAGGAGUAAAAUGUCUUGAGCACAACAGGUGCAUACGUGUCAAGUGAGAUGAAGACCGUCAGCUCUUGGCCUCUUCCUCCCACCUCCAAAGUCUAGAGCCACUAGAAUUUACUUUAUUAAAAAAAAAUGAUGAAACAGGUCUGUACAUAUUUACAGGCUGGGGGUAAGAGGCAUGGGUCCGGCAGCAGGGGCACAGGCUGCUCACUUCUUGGAGAGCUUGACUUGCUUGUGUUUAGGGGGUGCCCACUUGAGGCAGACAGAGUCCACUGUGGGGAGAAGAGGCAGGAGAGGAGGGGCUGGGCCUGGGGCCAGGCCUACUCACACCUGGCUGCUCUGCUCUGGGCCUAGGCCAGGUUUCACCUCCUCCAGAUGAGAACAAAAGGGCAGACUGAGUAGGGGGGAGGGGGGAAGUAGGGAAGCCCAGGAAUGAGUGGCCUGCCCCAGGCUCUAUCCUGGGAGCUGGUCCAACUGGUUUGGGAUCAUGUGACAGCAAAAAGGAGGUCUUGGCUCUCAGCAGGCUUUAUACCUAUCUACCCUCCCACCUACACACACGUGCAGCAGCCCCCCU